AUUAAUGCAGGAAACAUGUCAUUAGUGACCUACGCUGUUCUUAUAUUGAUCACUAAUUCACUAUAAAACCUGCAUCUUUUCCAGUGUUGAACACACUCAUAUACAGAGUCUAAGAUGGGUUCCAAGGAAGUAGCUAAAAAGCCUCAUGUUGUUUGUGUUACACUCCCAUUUCAAAGCCAUAUAAAGGCAAUGCUCAAGCUAGCAAAACUCCUCCACCACCGAGGUUUCCAUAUAACCUUUGUCAACACAGAGUUCAACCACAAACGAUUUCUUAAAUCUCUCGGACUCAACUCCCUCGAUGGAUUGCCUGAUUUCCGGUUUGAAACCAUUCCAGAUGGCCUUCCGAGUUCGGAUGAAGAUGCAUCGCAAGACGUCAGUUUGCUUUGCGAGUCUUUGAGGAAAAACUUCUUGACUCCGUUUCAUGGGCUCCUCACAAAACUCAAGGGCUUGGCAAGUACUUCAAAUACUUGUCCUCCGGUGACUCACAUCGUUUCAGAUGGUUGGAAUGCCUAUGUCCUUACAGCAGCAGAAAAACAUCAAAUUCCUGUCACACUCUUCUUUACUAUGAGUGCAAGCAGCAUCAUGGCCUAUGCACACUUCCCCGCUUUGAUGGAAAAAGGACUCGCACCACUCAAAGAUGAGAGCUGUUUGACAAAUGGGUAUUUGGACAAGAUCAUAGAUUGGAUUCCAGGAAUGAAGGAUAUCCGGUUAAGGGAUCUCCCGACCAACUUUCAAGUCACAAAUCCUGAUGACAGCGUCUGGAACUUUGUCCUUGAAGCAAUUGAAGGACUUGGUAAAGCUGAAGCUGUUGUUCUUCAUACAUUCGAUGCGUUGGAAGAAGAUAUUGUGGAAGCUCUCUCCUCUAUGCUUCAUUCACGUGUUUAUGCCAUUGGCCCUCUCCAAUCACUCCUCAAUCGCAUACCAAAACACCCUUUGGACCCUAUUGGAUACAGUCUAUGGAAAGAAGAAACUGAGUGCCUCCAGUGGCUCAACUCCAAGGCACCAAAUUCAGUUAUUUAUGUGAACUUCGGCAGUAUAAUGAUCAUGACAUCAAAAACUCUUAUAGAGUUUGCUUGGGGACUUGCAAAUACCAAGCUUCCCUUCUUUUGGGUGAUUAGGCCUGAUUUGGUUGCUGGUGAAUCAGCCAUUUUGCCACCGGAGUUUCUGGCAGAAACCAAACAAAGAGGUCUUAUAGCAAGUUGGUGCCCACAAGAGCAAGUGCUUAACCACCCAGCAGUUGGAGGGUUUCUAACACACAGCGGUUGGAAUUCAAUCAUUGAGAGUGUGUGUGCAGGAGUGCCUAUGCUCUGUUGGCCAUUCUUCUCGGACCAACAAACAAAUACUUGGUCUGUUUGCAAGAAAUGGGGCAUUGGCAUUGAGAUCAUCAGUAAUGAUGUGAAGAGAGACGAAGUAGAGAAGCUUGUUAAAGAGUUGAUGGAAGGAAGGAGGGGUAAGAGAAUGAGAAACAAGGCCAUGGAGUGGAAGAAACUUGCAGAAGAAGCCACUGGUUCACAUGGUUCUUCAUCCACAAACUUGGACAACUUGGUGAAUCAAGUCCUACUAUGAGAAGAAGCUAGGAGUUUACACCUGAUCGCGGUCAAUAAAACUAGCGCACCAUUAUACCAAUUGAUUAAGAUUGUUAUGUACCUGUACCAAUUGAUUAAGAUUGUUAUGUACCUACUCUUUGGUAUUAUUUUUAUUGAAAAGUCAAACAUUAUAAUAACCUGCGGAUAACACAUA
Molecule: messenger RNA, 1740 nt
Organism: Rosa chinensis
Lineage: Eukaryota; Viridiplantae; Streptophyta; Magnoliopsida; Rosales; Rosaceae
Product: 7-deoxyloganetin glucosyltransferase
Exons: 2
Coding region: 115-1566 (483 amino acids)
Molecular function (GO): UDP-glycosyltransferase activity
Source: RefSeq, a predicted model, not a curated record